Messenger RNA from Megalops cyprinoides (Indo-Pacific tarpon), 1856 nucleotides. It is a transcript of the gene crtac1a, whose product is annotated as cartilage acidic protein 1a. The transcript has 14 exons. Gene Ontology annotation, biological process: axonal fasciculation. Bases 72 to 1736 code for a protein of 554 amino acids. Lineage: Eukaryota; Metazoa; Chordata; Actinopteri; Elopiformes; Megalopidae. The record is from RefSeq and is a predicted model, not a curated record.
CGCCCGGCAAUCGGACCGUGUAUUACGGCGUAAUCGAGUCGGUCCGUGUCUGCCUAUUUUCUUAGGUGACCAUGGCGACCGCUUGGCUCUGGCUGCUCCUUGUCCUGGGUCUUUCUGGAAGUUCCUGGGGACAGGGCUCUCUCCCCAUGUUCACAGCGGUCACGGAGAUGCUGCUGCCGCACGACAGCCAUAACAACCCCACUCAGCUUAACUAUGGGAUGGCAGUGACGGACGUGGAUGAUGACGGGGACCUGGAGGUGGUAGUGGCUGGGUACAAUGGACCAAACCUGGUGCUGAAGUAUGACAAAAAUGAGAAGAAACUGGUCAACAUUGCCGUGGAUGACAGCAGCUCCCCAUACUACGCCCUGCGAGAUCGUCAAGGCAACGCCAUCGGAGUGACAGCCUGUGACAUUGACGGAGAUGGCAGAGAGGAGAUAUAUUUCCUGAACACCAACAAUGCAUAUUCAGGCAGAGCAACAUACUCUGACAAGCUCUUCAAGUUCCGGAACGGGCGAUUUGAGGACCUCCUGAGUGAUGACAUCAAUGGGCCGAGGGGCGUGGCCAAUCGCAUGGCGGGGCGGUCUGUGGCUUGUGUCGACAGGAAGGGGACGGGGCGCUAUGCCGUCUACGUCGCUAACUACGCCAGCGGCAAUGUGGGGCCUCACGCCCUGAUUGAGAUGGACGAGGCCGCCAGCGAUGUCUCCAAGGGGAUCAUCGUCCUCUCUGACGCGGCAAAGGAGGCAGGGGUCAACAAGUUCACAGGUGGUCGAGGGGUAGUGGUUGGGCCAAUCAUCAGUGAGACACGCUCAGAUAUCUUCUGUGACAAUGAGCAUGGGCCCAACUUCCUUUUCCAGAACAACGGCGACGGAACCUUCACUGAUGUGGCAACUGAAUCGGGAGUCGAUGACCGCAUGCAGCACGGUCGAGGAGUGGCCCUUGCCGACUUCAACGGGGACGGGAAGACGGACAUCGUUUACGGCAACUGGAACGGGCCGCACCGCCUGUUUCUGCAGCUCAGCACCAAUAGCAAACCGAGAUUUAAGAACAUCGCUACUCAGAAGUUUGCUACACCUUCUCCUGUGCGCACCGUUAUUGCGGCGGACUUUGACAACGACAGACAGCUGGAGGUCUUCUUCAACAACAUCGCCUACAGGGGGUGGUCACCCAACCGGCUGUUCAGGGUGUCCCGGAGAGAAGAUGCAGACCCUCUGAUCGAAGAGCUUGACGUGGGGGAAGCUGAUGAGCCUCAGGGUCGUGGGACAGGGGGGACAGUGACAGACUUCGACGGGGACGGGCUGCUGGACCUGCUGGUGGCUCAUGGGGAGAGCGCUGCCCAGCCCAUCUCUGUCUUCAGAGUGAACCAGGGCUCCACCAAUAACUGGCUGAGAGUGAUCCCUCGAACCCAGUUUGGUGCCUUUGCCCGUGGGGCCAAAGUGGUGGUCUAUACCAAGACGAGUGGCCCCCAAACCCGCAUCAUUGACGGGGGGUCUGGGUACCUGUGUGAGAUGGAGCCCGUUGCUCACUUUGGAUUGGGGCAAGACAUGGCCACCACUGUGGAGGUGUACUGGUCAGAUGGUCGCUAUGUGGCACGCCCACUCAAUGCCAGUGACAUGAACUCUGUCCUGGAGAUCCCCUACCCACAGAAUGAAACAGGGGGGACGGUAGCCACAGAGAUAGAGUGUGGGGAUGGGUUUGCUGUGAAUGAAAAAGGUCGCUGUGCAGGUACUGUAGCCUAACACAUGGUGGGAGAUCUGGAAGCAUGUUACACCACAACACCGUUAAAGGCCUUAAAUAAAUCGUCUUGUGCUCUUUUUCGUGCAAAUCACACCAGAGAUCCUGACAUGACUGUCUUUACA